Talaromyces stipitatus ATCC 10500 is the source of this 336-nucleotide messenger RNA. RefSeq lists its product as uncharacterized. Lineage: Eukaryota; Fungi; Ascomycota; Eurotiomycetes; Eurotiales; Trichocomaceae. The transcript is spliced from 2 exons. The record is from RefSeq and is a predicted model, not a curated record. The coding region runs from base 1 to 336 and encodes 111 amino acids.
AUGGCGAAAAACCUGGUGUCUGUUGUGCAAGUGAAUGAGCGGAUGGAGUCGAUUGACCUAUGCUCCGUGCAUGCCCCAGGAAUUCAAGCCGUCGCAGAUCGCAUUCAUGAAGGUUGUGGAGUACCUCGAACGGGAGCCCUUUCCUGGACGAGAGAGGCUGCCAGCAAAGAACCGAUGAUUGGCGGACGCAAGGGGGUGGAGGAUAAAGGCCCGAUGCGAGAAGCUAGUCGGUCUUGGAAUGUGUUGGAGACAGGCCCACGGGAGAGCAAAGAGAAGAGUGAGAGAGGGGAAAAAAAAAAAAAGGGAAAGAUGCAAAUCACAACGUCGACUUAUUAA